UCGUUACUGUUGAAGUGUUCUUGCAUGCGUUAUCUGUGGUAGCCCGCUUUCAUCCUUCAUCUUCACAUUAAUUAUAUUCGGGCGUUUGGUGAUUCGAAAGGUAUAUAGCCCUAUUGCAGUCCCAAGCUUGUUCUUCUCAGAAUGUAGGCUCGUUGUGCAAGCAGCUGAGUGGGAUUUCUGGAGCGUUCGUGCUGUGUGGUUUGGAAACUAACACUUGACUGUGUUGCAUAUUGGCGAGCUGGCUGGUGGGGUAACUCGUCGCUAGCGGGCAGCUAUGGCAGAUCCGCAGCUGGUAUCGCUCAAUGUUGGUGGAGUGCGGUUCUAUACAUCUCGGGAAACACUUCUGUCCAUUCCGAACACAUUCUUUUCAAGUCUUGUUAGUGAACGGAUUCCAAGUGCACGGGAUGACAGCGGUGCGCUGUUCAUUGAUCGAGAUCCCACGCUCUUCAGCAUUAUCCUCAACUACAUGCGAACGAAGAAGUUAGAUCUAAGGGGACAGAGCAUCUACAGUGUCCAGAUCGAGGCGGAGUUCUUCAACAUUCAGCCGCUUGUUCGCAUGUUGCAGCUGGUGGAGGAACAUGGCCGCUCUGGAUGUGGUGACAUCCUUUUCCAUGCAUACCUCCAGCCUCCAGCAUUUGACGUUGUGGGAGACAGUGGACUUGUGAGUAGUUCAUGGGACAACAACAUGGCGAGGUUCAUGGCUGCGCCUGCAAAGAGUGGUGUGGACAGUGACCCGGUGUUUCGUAUUGUAGGUCAUCAGAACUGGCUGGCUGCUACCUAUACACAACACGUGUGCUGUUACAGACGGAAAGAGUCGUUCGGCUGGGAACUGGUGUUCAUUAGUCCUGUCAUCCAGAGACCACAGCAGAUUGCAUUCAAUUCUAAAGUCACAACAGGCAACCAGAUCAAGCAGCUGCUGGCAGUAGCAUCGGGAGGAAACAUCUGUGUAUGGGAUGUGACUGCACCCGAUGCAGCUUCAACAGAGAUCACUAAGCACGACUUUGCUAGUACCGUCGACUCGCUGAUCUUCAUCGGCCCGCAGCUAGUAGCCCUGAGCAGUACUGGGAAAGUGGCCGUGUGGAAUCCAAUGACGCGCCAGUGGAAAGUGCAGCAUGUGACACCCAUCACCAGUCACGACACGGCCGGCUCAUCCCUACUCUUGGGCUGUGCCAAUGGCAAGAUCUACUACAUUGACAUGGAGAAGUUUCCAGUGCGCAUGAAGGACAACGAUCUUCUUGUUACCCAGCUCUACCAAGACCCUGCUAAGGAAGCUGUAACGGCAUUGAGUGUCUAUUUCACUCCUAAGAUGUGCACUAUUGGUCACUGGUUGGAGAUAGCGUACGGCACGGCCAGUGGAACGGUGCGUGUCAUUGUUGAGCACCCGGAGACACUCGGACAGGGAUUUCAGCUGCUGCACACCUUCACCGUGCAUCGGUCGCCUGUGGUACGGGUCAUGCUAGGAGAGAAGCACCUGAUCUCUGUCUGCUCCGAUUGCAAUCACGUGCGCACGUGGACAGUGACUCGUUUCCGCGGUUGCCUGUCCACGCAGCCAGGCUCGCAGCCGCUCGCUUCAUUCAAUGUCAUGUCUCUGGAGGGUGGCAUUGGUUCUGAUGGUGUAUCACCUUCUCCAUCUGCUAGAGAUAUCGGGCCAUUCGGAGAUCACGAUGACCAGCAAGUGUUCCUUCAGAGUGUAGUGCCUGAGUCCAAUGAACUGUAUGUUCGCCUCUCCUCAACCGGCAAGAGGCUGUGUGUCUUGAGGCCAGUUGACAGCUCCAACAUCACCGCACACUGUGUGCACGAGUUUGAUGGUGGUAGCCGCAUUGGCUCCAGGUCCCGCAGAUACGUUGUCACGGGACAGUCGAAUGGCUCAAUUCAGAUGUUCGACUUGACGACUGCAGUUGAACAUGGGCGAACAAAUGUGAUGGGCAGCGACAUGGUUCCCUUUGAUGUGUCAAGCGGACCGAAUCAGAUGGAGUUCUUGGGUGCACUUGAACAGCUGGAGCUACGCACAGCCUCAUCUCUGGAGUCCUCAUUGCGCACGGCAUCGGAGAGGUCACUAGCGGGCAGUCUUCGUUUCUACCACUCGGCAGCCUCACCCAGCCCUCAGUGUGUACACCAUGGCAUGGCAGGGAACGGAGGGGGCUACUCUAGCCUGCGAGGUUCUGGUCGGGGUGGCAACUUGGCCGCUGCUGCUGCCACUUCUGCCGCUGUCGCUGCUCAGGCUUCGGCCAGUCAGCAGCAGCAACAGCAGCCGCAGCGGCAGUCACAGCAGCAUCUUAGUCAGCAGCCGCGACAGGAGGCUCAAGCUCCCCCUCCGACUGCAGAAGCCACUGUGUCUGAGCAAGGAGGGGCAGACUCAGGAGGAGACUUAGCAGUAGUGAACGUAUCACCAGUACCAGAGGCAGAGGCAGAACAGAACCCUCCUCAGAAAACAGAGAAAGAUGAUGUUGCCACUUACAUGUACAGCGGUUCUCCUCCUUUGAGCUCGUCCAGAGCAUCACGCUCAUCUCUUCUCUCCGAGUGUGGACAGCAAUCACCAACAAUACAGCGGGGACGAUCGGCAACAAUCAGUUGCCUUCCAUCAUCAUCUGGUAGUAGCGUAGACUCUAGGGCUGCUAUCAUGCAAGAAGGCCCGUUCACCAAGCAUGCUGGCAGCAGUGCAGCAGCUCACGGUAGUACUCAUGCUGUAUCCAAUAUUAGCAUGCCCUUGUCGCUCAGCCCCCAGUCCAGCGCAGUGCAGGACCACUCUCCCACAUCACACACUGUGGUGCCCUUAAGCGCUGCUGCUCACACUAGUAAUCAAGCGGCGGCGGCGGUGUCAACUAGCUACCAUCACCGGCGCAGUAUGAGUAUGUCUGCCACAGCCGGUACCAGUAGCAGCAGCGGUGCGUCGGGAAGCAAGCGCUCGCCGCCAUCGCAGCCUUCCAACAGCGUCAAGCUAAGCUUGUCGGCCGGCGAGGUGUCUGCGCCGAUCACACAGAGUUCUGGCGUCAGCGGUGUCAUGUCAUCGUCGCUGGUGUCCGCUGCCUCAGCAGCACGCCAUGCCACAGCAGCCUCUACACAGUCAGCCAGCAGUGCGCAGUGGCAAGCGGCACAUCUCGCACGCUUUGGGGCACUGCCUGCUAGCUCAUCCCUGGACGAGCGUAAUUCCUACAUCUCUCACUGCUGAUGGUGUCAAGCAGGUACUUGCAGUACUGGUAGACCUUGACUUGCUAUUGCUGAACUACAACACGCCAUGGUGAUAUUGCAGCACAUUCUGUCUGGUACUUGAGACCACAUGUCAUGUAAUCCCAUAGCUCACAGGGUGAAUGGUGACUUGUGCCCGGCCUUGCCCGCUUUUCCCAGCCAGCCCGUUGUUGACGCACACAUUUGUCCGCAUGUCCACGUUGUCACCCCCCCCCCCCCCCCCCCCCAGGCUUGAACUGACCAGCCUGCAAUACUGCAUUUCUGGGCUUGAUCUUUUUCAUUUGUACGCAUCUUAACUCGCAAAGAAGAAAAAAGAAGGCAAUGCAGCUACCAUGGCGAUGCAGCCAGCCCGGUAUUAGUAAAUUGAAAACUGCCGAGGUGCUUCUACAAUUUACAGUCUUUCUGCUGAUAUAUUAUAUCCUCAUGACUCAGAGUCAUGAUUUCACCCAGCGCCGGAGGUAGCAGCUGCACAACUGCUUCAAACAUCCCUGUAUAGUUUAUUUUCCCUAGUCAAAGGUUUAUUCUUUUCAGAGCUGAGGAGAGUUCUAUGAACGAUGUGCACACUGCUUUACCAGUUUGUUAUCAUACUGCACAUUGAGCGGGCCUUUCCGAAUGGCAUCAUGCAGCCACUGGUGAUAUGCAAUGUUUCUUUGUCUGUACUGUUAGGACCUGUUACUAUGGAGUGAUAGUGUGCUCUAAGAAGACUGCGAGUGCACAAUG
This is a messenger RNA of Sycon ciliatum, 3906 nucleotides long. Its product is annotated as SH3KBP1-binding protein 1-like. Gene Ontology annotation, biological process: protein homooligomerization. Lineage: Eukaryota; Metazoa; Porifera; Calcarea; Leucosolenida; Sycettidae. Gene Ontology annotation, molecular function: protein binding. The record is from RefSeq and is a predicted model, not a curated record.